Messenger RNA from Myxocyprinus asiaticus (Chinese sucker), 6847 nucleotides. RefSeq names its product tripartite motif-containing protein 3-like. Gene Ontology annotation, molecular function: translation repressor activity; ubiquitin protein ligase activity; protein binding. NCBI's taxonomy places the organism in Eukaryota, Metazoa, Chordata, Actinopteri, Cypriniformes, Catostomidae. The record is from RefSeq and is a predicted model, not a curated record. The transcript is spliced from 15 exons. Bases 527 to 2845 code for a protein of 772 amino acids. Gene Ontology annotation, biological process: proteasome-mediated ubiquitin-dependent protein catabolic process; protein polyubiquitination; negative regulation of translation.
AUGUUCCAAAUCAACUUUGGUUGCGGGCGGAUUAGUGGUUAAUUCCCUCUCCGAAGAUUCCAGAAAAUCGAUUCGUUUUUCAACAUCAGUCACUCUUGUAGCUAACUCAGAGAAUUUUAUUUCCAUCGCCAUAAUCGAUCGACGUAUUACAGCGAGAUCCUCCAAUUCAGCAAGAAUCUUCUCAACAUCACCGACAUGUUGGACAACUGACGCUGGAUCUCCUCUCCCACCGCGCCAUCCAAAUCGAGUCCCCGGUCUGUAGGCCUGUCGGGGCUUUCAUCCUGAACAUAUCUCAGUUUUAUAGGUAUUUACAGCUGCGCCACCUGCUUUGUACUAUUUUCGGGAGAAGCAUACACCCCCCUAAACUGGCAGAUACUCUGAGAAUGGUGAUUACUGCUUUUGGAAAAGGUCACGAGGCAUCAGUGUAUUACUCCCUGCUAAUUCAGAGUCUGGGGGACGAAGCUUUAACUUCUAUCAAGAGAUUAUGUGAGAAAGAUGAGUCUGAGGCAUCUGUCUCUUCAUUUGAAUGCCUCUCACGAUGGCUAAGCGGGAAAGCGGCAGCACCAGUCCGGUGGUGCGUCAGAUAGACAAGCAGUUCUUGGUGUGCAGCAUCUGUCUGGAGCAUUACCACAACCCCAAAGUCCUGCCCUGCCUGCACACCUUCUGCGAGAGAUGCCUUCAGAAUUACAUCCCCCCUCAGUCCCUGACCCUCUCCUGCCCGGUGUGCAGACAGACCUCCAUCCUACCUGAAAAGGGUGUAGCAGCUCUGCAGAACAAUUUCUUCAUCACUAAUCUGAUGGAGGUGUUGCAGAGAGAGCAUGACUGCACCCGUUCAGAGGCCUCCAGUGGGCUGGAAUCGGCUAGUGCUGCUACAUAUGCCCCACCCCUCUCCUGUCCCAACCAUGAGGGCAAGGUCAUGGAGUUUUACUGCGAAUCUUGUGAAACGGCCAUGUGUUUGGAGUGCACAGAGGGAGAGCACAGAGAACAUGUGACCGUUCCACUACGGGAUGUUCUGGAGCAACACAAAGCAGCACUGAAGAACCAGCUGGAUGCGAUUUGCAACAGAGUUCCCCAACUGACUGCAGCUAUAGAGCUGGUAAAUGAGAUCUCCAGGCAGCUAACAGACAGGAAGAAUGAGUCAGUGAUGGAGAUCAGCAAUACAUUCGAGGAGCUGGAGAAAGCACUGCACCAGCGCAAGACUGCUCUCAUCACCGACCUGGAGAAUAUCUGCAGCAGCAAGCAAAAGGUUCUACAGGCCCAAUUGGCUGCAUUACUGCAAGGGAAGGAGAAUAUUCAGAGCAACUGUAGCUUCACAGAGCAGGCCCUGAACCACGGCAGCCCCACUGAAGUGCUCCUGGUGCAGAAGCAGAUGGGAGAGCGGAUGGGGGUUCUAGCCCGCCACUCCUUCCCUGAACAGCCUCAUGAGAAUGGCCACCUGGACUGCCAGGUGGAGACGGAGGGUCUGCGGCGCUCUAUCCAGAACCUGGGGGUCCUGCUCACCACCAGCGCCGUGGGUCACACCAGUGUGGCUACUGGAGAGGGACUCAGACAUGCUGUUGUUGGGCAAAAUACCACUGUUACUGUGACCACUAAGGACAAAGACAGUGAGCUAGUUAAAACUGGAAAUGCUGUACUGAGGGCUCAGAUCACCGGUCCAGACGGAACUGUCACCGAAACUGAGAUAACAGACAAUAAGAAUGGCACGUACGAGAUCGGCUACACGCUCCGCUCAGAGGGCGAGUUUUCUUUCUCUGUUCUGCUAUAUGGGCAACCUGUGAGGGGCAGCCCUUUCCGCCUGCGAGCCGUUAAACCAUGCGAUGCCCCGCAGUCGCCUGAUGAUGUUAAGAGGCGUGUAAAGUCUCCUGCAGGAGGUGGAGGGGGUGGAGGACAUGUGCGGCAAAAGGCGGUACGCAGACCCUCAAGUAUGUACAGCACUACUAAGAAGAAGGAGAACCCAAUAGAGGACGAGCUCAUCUACAGAGUGGGGACGAGAGGGCGUGAGCGGGGGGAAUUCUCCAAUCUGCAGGGCAUCUCUACCACCACCAACGGACGAAUUGUAGUAGCUGACAGCAACAACCAGUGCAUACAGGUGUUCUCCAACGAUGGUCAAUUCAAGCUGAAGUUUGGGGUCAGGGGUCGCUCCCCUGGUCAGCUGCAGCGACCCACUGGUGUUGCGGUGGACAUGAAUGGUGACAUUAUUGUGGCUGACUAUGACAACAGAUGGCUCAGCAUUUUCUCCCCUGAUGGGAAGUUUAAGAAUAAAAUUGGGGCAGGCCGGCUGAUGGGUCCUAAAGGAGUAGCCGUGGACAAAAAUGGUCAUAUAAUCACAGCGGAUAACAAGGCCUGCUGCGUCUUCAUCUUCCAAUCCAACGGCAAACUGGUGACCAAAUUUGGUGCGAAAGGAACAUCAGAGUUGGCAGAAAAAGGUACUCCAAAUACACCAACAGAGCCAAAGCAAAGUAAAUCUGGCCCUGCCUUCAGUCCCCAUUUUGUGGCUAUAAACAACAAGAAUGAAAUUGUUGUGACAGACUUCCACAAUCAUUCCGUUAAGGUUUACAAUGCUGAUGGGGAGUUCCUGUUUAAAUUUGGUUCGCAUGGAGAAGGGAAUGGGCAGUUCAAUGCACCCACGGGAGUGGCUGUAGAUGGCAAUGGGAAUAUUAUUGUUGCAGACUGGGGUAACAGUAGGAUACAGGUGUUUGACAAUUCUGGCUCCUUUCUGUCAUACAUAAACACAACGGCAGAUCCCCUGUACGGUCCACAGGGUCUCGCUCUCACUUCUGAUGGCCAUGUGGCUGUGGCAGACUCUGGAAACCAUUGUUUCAAAAUGUAUCGAUACCUGCAGUAAAGACUCAUCUGUACUGACCAUGGAAGGUUUAGCAAAUAAGGUCCAAAAGUCUUCUUUUGCAUUUCAUGUUUUUCUUUUGCACAACUCUUUGCACAUGAAUCUCCAGGAAAUAAUUACAGCCAUUUGACUGCUUUAACCUGAUGUAAACAAACCCAGGGCUUAAUGAAUUUUGCAUCCGUAUUUGAUCAAUUUGAAUUGAUUUGCGUUAAUAGUUCAUUUCUAAACUGAAUGUGUAUUGAACAAGUAAUAACAUGGUCACGGUGCAUACAACAGUUACUAAGGGCGCCUCCACACUAGAGUUUAUUCUCUGUCAGAUCACUGCAAAUCCAUUGCUUUUAAUGGGGAUUGUGCGUCGGAAGGACACUGGAAAAACGCAAGGGUAUGCAAAAGUGAUGCCUUGUCACUACAACUUUUGCUGCAACACUAAUCUUAACCCUCAAACUAGAGCGUACCCAAUCCUAUUCAUCGUAAGCGGUCGUGUCAAGAAGGGAAACCUUGUUCUGCAACGUCUCAAGAUUCACAUGCAACAUUCACACAAUGGGCCUUAUUUAUGAAACAUGAGCAGAAAAAUGUGUUUAAAUGCAUUCUUAUGAAAUUUGUCCCAUUGAACUGAAUAGGAGGAUUAAUGCAAGAAUUGUUUUACUAACAAUUUACACAAAAAAUUGUUUGUGUUUCAGGAAUAAAGCCCAAUAUGUUCACUGUGUUUAUUUGGAUAUCCCCCCUAACUCAACCCUUCCCCAAACCUAACCUUAUCAUUCUUAACCCUAACCCCUGUAAACCUAAUCCUAGCCCUAAACCUAACCUUACUGUUCUUAACCCUACCCCUAACCUUAGCCGUAAACCUAACUUUAUCAUUCUUAACCCUAACCCCUGUAAAAAUAAUCCUAAACCUAACAUUAUUGUUCUUAACCCUAACAUUACUUGUAAACCUAACCUUAUCGUUCUUAACACUAGUAGCAGCAAAUGCGACUCUCACAAGAUUUCCGCAGACGGAGGACUUCUACCUUACAGACACGACUGUCAAAUGCUCUGUCUGAGCUUUCUCUAGUGUGUUGGCAUCCUAAGAGGGCAGCUAUCCAUACAUUUUUAAAGUACAAAUUAUUUUAUACUGUUUAUCCAAAAUGUCAAGCUGCUUGGUUAACCCCCCUAUUACAUUAAACAAGAAUUUCAAUUGCAGGGAAAUUGCAGUCUAUAAAUGUUUACUGGUCAACUCGUUAAUGCAUCAGCUUUUGAAUGACCUGAGGAACUAUAUGUGCAUUGACUAGUUGCACAUGUGUAUGCAUUUGUAUCAUAUGGUGUAAAUUUGAUUGCCAUUGGUUUGCUGUAAUAUGGUUUCAGAAAUCCACUCUCUCUUAGGCCGGGCGUACACGGUGCAAGUUCUGACACUUGGUAGGUCGUGAGCCCCUGCACACGUUACGAGUCAGUUUAUCUGAACAUCGUACAGGUGCAAUCGUACAUGACACGACUUCACGACCUGGCAAAUUCCGGAGUAAUCCCAUGAAUUUUUGCGCUAUUUAUCAUAAGACAUAAAGCCAGAGGAGGAUAUUGCUUUAAUUCCUCGUAGCUUGCAAUUUAGAAAUAAAAUAGAAUACUGGCAUGGGGGCUGCAUUAGCUGAAAACUCAUCUGCAGAUAAAAAAAAAUAAAAAAGGAUACUUUUUAGAAAUGCUGUCUAAAAUUUGACAGAUUCAGAAUUCGAAGGGAGGCUGUGAUUUUAUGACUGCGUACAUCAAUCAUAACAUCAGUGUAUUGCUGCCAGUUACUGCAUGAUAAAGUGCACAAAAUGUACAAGAUUACAAAGAAAGUGUGUGAAAAUUCACGCACCAUUUCUGUUGGUUAUGUGCAAGCAUGACGUUUAGUGCAGAAUUCAGAGUUAUUUUAGUGGAGUAGGCUACCUAUAUUAUUCAGCUUUAGAUGUAGGCUAUGUCUUUCUUAUCUGUAUCACUGCUUGCAUGUUGAUAGCAAACAUUCUGAAGAACAUCUGUGAGGGCUUCUUGUCCAUGGGAAUGCAUGUUAAAGCCGCACACUGCAAAGUUUAAAAAUCUUGUUUUAGUGCAGCAGUUGAUUGAUAGGUAGAACUUUCAACCUGGAAGUCCUUUGUUUCACUAGACAUGCGCUUGGAGAGUUAAAAAAAAAUCUUCUAACACGUAUCCACUAUUGUGUAUAUACAAUUAUAACAGAUGCUAUACCCCCCUAAAUGUCACCCUAGAACUGAAACGAAUGCAAGUGUGACGAAUAAAAUCGACCAUGACAGAAAUUUUAAAACUCUGUCCGUCAGAGUGAUAAAGAUUGUUUUCUAGCACAACCCGUAUGGCAAAUUAUUUGUUUGAAGAGCAGAGAACAGCAUGGCAUUUCUGUAGAAUCCUUCCCAGUGAUGUGGUCGUGAAUAAUAUGGGAAAACACAGUUUUAACAAGACCAUUUUUCUCCAAAUGUCUAAAAGCUUCAUGAACACUCAGUUUUCAUUGAUCGUGUGAGUUGUAACACCUUCUGAUUGGUCAACUUCAGGUAGGGAGCCAAAUUGGGCAGAAUUUUUAAAACAUUUUUAAAAAUUAUCGGGAGGUCGUGGGUGCUCGUAAGCCACUCGGCUCCACUCGUAAUUCUUCACACAAUGCGAGCCGCGAUCCUGCAAUCUCUCCCAACUGGAAAGAAUCGGUCGGGAGCUUGCAUGACAGCCGAAAAUCACAUCGUGUACGCCCGCCUUUAGUGCGCUAAAGCUCAAUAUUAAAGUGACCCAGCUGUCAAUGUGCUUUACUGCCUUAUUAGAGCUGCUUGUAAGUUCAUUGUGCCUCUGCUUUCAGCACAACAGCACAGUUCGUAUUAUGCAUGUUCUUUCAUAUAAAAAGGUAAAAAAGCAAGUUAAUUUAUUUUGUACACAAUCUUUUAAUGUACAAGUUAUUUUUCUAAGUUAAAGUGUUUUGUUUAUCUGCAAAUCAAUGCCUUCAGUGGUUGUCACAAGGAAUGAUGACAUGUACAAAGCUAAUGUGUAAUGAAGUACGAGAUAUUUCAUGCACAGGACAUCCACCAUGUCAUUAAAGGGAAUGUGGGUCUGUCAUAUCAAGAUGCUGAAAAUGAUGAGGGAAUAUGAAGUAUAAGGGGCCGUUCACACCGAACACUUUUUUUCCGUCCGUGCUGUUUUUUAAAAUAAUUUUUUUACAGUUUUUCUGGACAUCUUUAAUGGUUGUGCCGCAUCUCGCACAUUUUUAAGACGCUGUAUACAUUUAAAAAAAAAAAAAAAACUUUUAAAAAUGCGUUUCAAGACACCUGCAUUGUCUAGUUUUUUAACAGCAAAAAAGCGUUCUGUAAGAAAUAGCCACUGCUGCGUUUUGAAGUUGCCAAAUUCAAGAAAGGGCAUGACAAUUGCAGGGCACUAGGUUUUUUUUUGUUUUUGUUUUUUUUUGCUUGUUUUAAAAAAAUUAAUGAAAAAGAAGUAUUGAGAUAUCACAGUUUGACCAUUGUGGCCCAAAUGUUACACUACUAGGAUACACAAUAGAAAAAUCAUGAGAACAUUUGUUUAUUUGGAGUUGACUAAUGUGCACAAGUGAUAUUAAAGCCACUGUUUUAAGUCACUAAAUACAGUAUUCUGUAAUACAACUGUUCAGUGUAUAACCACAAGAGGAAAUGUGAAGCAUUUUAAAUCUAGUAUUUAAAUUGCAACAAUGCUCUCUCAAAUAUUCCUCAUAAAUGUAAUGUAUCAUUUCUAAAAUUUCCCCUAAAAGAAUAUUCAAUUGUGGGCAACCAGGGAUAUUGAAAAGCUGACGGUUAAGGCCUGUCAAAGAGAUUUAAUAUCUGGGAUUAUUGUAAUAAAGUCUUCCCAUCUGAAUUUCCUCUAUAUAAUAGAAUGAAGGAAAAAGUGAAUCAACUGUAUUGCCAAUAUUCAGCACCUUCCAUAUUAAAAUCCAAAUUAAAAUGCUUCAGACUCUUGUUUCCAAUGUAUCCAACUGUAACAGUCUCUUUAUAUGUCAAAAUGCACUAGAAAUAAAAGCACAUGAUUUACUGAGCCAAA